Messenger RNA from Annulohypoxylon truncatum, 1262 nucleotides. RefSeq names its product Sas10/Utp3/C1D family-domain-containing protein. Gene Ontology annotation, molecular function: DNA binding; RNA binding. The record is from RefSeq and is a predicted model, not a curated record. Gene Ontology annotation, cellular component: nucleolus; exosome (RNase complex). Gene Ontology annotation, biological process: regulation of gene expression; maturation of 5.8S rRNA. Lineage: Eukaryota; Fungi; Ascomycota; Sordariomycetes; Xylariales; Hypoxylaceae. The transcript has 3 exons. The coding region runs from base 152 to 757 and encodes 201 amino acids.
AAUUCUUGCAUCGCGAUUUAGCUUUCGGGUUUGUUUAUAAGACAGACUUUGUUCAACUUUCAACUUCAACCUUCCCAACUAUUGACGAUCGCUUCACGAUACACUGAACUAUCUGAAGGUUUCGCCUUUAGAGGUUUGUAUACCGUGCAUCAUGGAUCCUCCGAAUAUCUCGCCGCAAUUGGAUCGGCUUGACGAUGAAAUUGAUAACCUCGAGGAGGCCUUACAGCCCAUCCUUGGUAACAUCUCGGAUGUGGCCAACAAGCUACCUUUAUUAGACAAGGCGAAGCUGUUUGUACUCGUGACGUAUUCUAUUGAAUCUAUGUUGUUCUCCUCCCUUCGCCUCAACGGUGUGAAUGCGAAGGAACACCCCGUUUUUAAGGAACUUACUCGCGUGCGACAGUACUUCGACAAGAUCAAGAAUGCUGAAAACCCACCACAAAAGCUCGAGAGACCUGACCAGACUCUGAAUAAGGAAGCCGCUAUCCGAUUCAUCAAGGCUGAUUUGGCCGAGAACAAGGACAAGCUAGUAAAUACCAAGCUAUCCGAGAUGAUUGCCAAGGAGCGCGCCAAAGCUGCUCUCAAGGCCGCUCAGCUCGGUAGUAAACGAAAGGCCGAAGAACCUGCUUCCUCCGACCAAGCGAGUGCCGCAACCAAUACUGAGGGGACCGACUUAGAAGCUUCGCAGAAGAAGAAAAGAAAGGAAAAGAAAGAAGGCAAGAAGCAUAAGGAUAAGAAGAAUAAAAAGGCUUCAACCUGAGAUCUGAGAAUCGUGGCCCUUGCCAUUACCUAUUCCAGGUCGGAACUAUUCCGGAACAGUGAUACGUUUCUGGUACCACCGUAGGAAAUUACCUUCAGGCCCCAGUACGACUGCCAUAUUUUACCCCUUAGUGCGUAAGCUCUGCGUGUAGGGAGACCAUCAGUUCUCCUCAGAGCAUCGGAGCUUGGUUUACGGCAUCGACAGAGUUAAGGAGAUUAUUACUCAUACUCAUUGAUGCUAAGCUUGGUUGGUCUGAUUGGUCACUACACGGCCAUAUCGGUAAUCACUGGCUAUAUCUAAGCUAGAUAUGUCUAAUACUGGCUUCACUACUCCUGAACUUUAGGUAGACGUGGGUCUACGGACAUACCCACAAACAUCAUGAGUUGUCAUCAAAAUUGAAUAUCAUACCUACCACUUUCGCAAGAACUCAAAUCACAAGCGUAAAAGUUUACAAGAACUAAUGCUGAAUCAAGUAGGAUCCAAGGUAAGAGAUAGUAAUGUGAAG